Molecule: messenger RNA, 855 nt
Organism: Gadus morhua (Atlantic cod)
Lineage: Eukaryota; Metazoa; Chordata; Actinopteri; Gadiformes; Gadidae
Gene: tm2d1
Product: TM2 domain containing 1
Exons: 7
Coding region: 54-641 (195 amino acids)
Source: RefSeq, a predicted model, not a curated record
UCCAAACAUGGCAGCUCUCUCGUGUCACGUGACUCCCGCUGGGGACUGGGAACAUGGCGGCUCACUGGUUGUGUUUACGGUUCUGGGUUCUCCUCGGAUGGUUCUCCUGCGUCCUGAACCACCUCACCACGGGGGUCCUGGGGGAAAAGCUGGACAGCUGCGGAAACCUCCGCCUCGGACAGUACCUCUGCAGAGACCCCAAGAUCGACGAGGCCACGCAGGAGGCAGAGAGCUGCAGAGGCCGCCUGGCCUGGGUGGAAUGUCUGCCUGCCCCCAACAUCACCUGUCGCCUGGACAACGGCACAGAGCUCCGCUUCAGCGGAGAGGAGGUGGGCUUCAACAAGACCGCCCCCUGCAGGAACGUGACUGGGUACUCCUACAAGGUGGCCGUAGCUCUGUCUCUGUUCCUGGGAUGGCUCGGGGCCGACCGCUUCUACCUGGGCUACCCUGCUCUAGGGUUGCUGAAGUUCUGUACUGUCGGCUUCUGUGGGAUCGGUAGUCUGAUGGACUUCCUGCUGAUCACCAUGCAGAUCGUGGGCCCGUCUGACGGCUCAGACUACAUCGUGGAUUACUACGGCGCCCGCCUAACCCGGCUGUCAAUCAACAACGACACCUACAGGAGGACGCAGCUGUCGCCCUGAGGUUAAUCUGAUCUUCAGACGAAGAGGAGUUUCCUGUCCUCAUGCAUCACUUCCCGUCAGCCAUGUUUAAAUACUUACCCCGUUAAUUAAAUAUGGACACACACGCACACACACACGCAUACACACACACACACACACGUGUGUACAGUUUUUUUGGUUUUUAAUUUAUGUUUGGAACUGUCUUUGUAAAUAAAGUCCUUUUGUGGAACAUAAA